Messenger RNA from Cuscuta europaea, 1658 nucleotides. The record is from the annotation of a GenBank genome assembly. NCBI's taxonomy places the organism in Eukaryota, Viridiplantae, Streptophyta, Magnoliopsida, Solanales, Convolvulaceae.
AUUCAGAACAGAAAGGUGUGAAAAUGUGAUGUGAACUAUGCCCAGGCCGGUAAAUGUCUUCAACAACCCAAUCCCAGAGUUAUAAAGGGGUUGACUUGGACCCGCUUAAGCAACUCAAUCUCUGUAUAUAAUACAAACUGACCCUCUGUUUUCUUCCUACAGAUCAGACAAUCCCAUUACCAAAGCUCAAUUUCUUUAAUUUUCUUGAUCAGCAUAUUUAUAUAUAUUUCAAGACACGAUUUUUAUGUAUUUUGUGAUUAUGGGGAGGAAGAAUACAAUGUUGGGGUUCCUUCCAGCCUUGCUCAUGAUCACUUAUCUGUUCAUAAUGGGAAGACCUCCCAUGGCUAUGGCGGCAACAAAAGCCAAUAUGGUCACAGUUCUAAGUGUGGAUGGGGGAGGAAUAAGAGGGAUAAUUCCAGGGACUAUUCUGGCGUUUCUGGAAUCCAAGCUCCAGGAAUUGGACGGGCCAAACGCAAGAAUAGCAGACUAUUUUGAUGUGGUGGCUGGAACAAGCACGGGUGGAUUGGUCACAACCAUGCUUACUUCUCCCAACAACCAAAGUCGCCCCCUGUUUGAUGCCAAGAACAUUACCACCUUUUACAAGGAGAAUGGCCCUAAAAUAUUCCCCGUUACCAGCCGUAACAAUUUGAACUUAGUGGCUGGGCCAAAGUACAAUGGGAAGUAUCUGAGAUCUAUGGUGAAAGAAUUGUUGGGAAAUACAACGAUGAGCCAAACAUUGACUUAUACCAUAAUUCCAACAUUUGAUAUCAAGCGCCUUCAGCCCAUCAUUUUCACAACUUCUGAUGCUAAAACAAAUCCCGCUAAGAAUGCUCUACUCUCAGAUAUCUGUCUCAGUACCUCUGCUGCGCCGACCUUUUUCCCGCCUUACUAUUUUGAGACUAAAAAUGCCACCGGAGGCGUGAAUAGCUUUAAUCUUGUCGACGGGGGGCUUGCUGCCAACAAUCCGACUAUGAUGGCCAUAACCCUUCUCUCAAAGGAAAUUAUGAUGGGAAACUUUCAAUUUCAAGACAUGCAAAGAAUUGAUACAAAGAGAAUGUUAGUUUUGUCAUUGGGGACAGGAACUGCAAAGAACGAAGAGAAGUAUACUUCCACCUCGGCUUCUACUUGGGGUUCGCUCGCAUGGGUGUUCAACAAUGGUCACACUCCAUUGAUAGAUAUAUAUGGGGCUGCUAGUGCCGAUAUGGUGGACAUUCAUGUUUCGACCAUGUUUCAAGCUCUCCGCGAUGAGAAAAACUAUCUUAGGAUUCAGGACGAUAUGCUCACAGGGACAACAUCAUCGGUGGAUGACGCGUCUGCGAAAAACAUGGACUUGCUUGAACAGAUUGGUAAUGAUCUUUUGAAAAAGCCAGUUUCCAGAGUCAAUUUGGAUAGUGGCAAAUUUGAAGCAGUUCAAGGGGAAGGCACCAAUGAAGAAGCUCUCACCCGCUUUGCCAAGCUACUUUCAGAUGAAAAGAAGUUUAGAAGAACCAACUGAAAACAGAAAACUUAAACAAUACUGUAUUUCUCAACUCCAAUUGUUCCAGUUUUCUGAACAUGUUGUGUUCAAUAUAUUUUGAUUCUCUAAAAGAAAAGAGAUGCAUAAUGACUCUUGAAUAAGUACUAAUAUAUGAUAUGAUAACAAAUUACUCCGAUACAUA